Lindgomyces ingoldianus is the source of this 870-nucleotide messenger RNA. RefSeq lists its product as uncharacterized. The transcript is spliced from 2 exons. The coding region runs from base 270 to 614 and encodes 114 amino acids. Lineage: Eukaryota; Fungi; Ascomycota; Dothideomycetes; Pleosporales; Lindgomycetaceae. The record is from RefSeq and is a predicted model, not a curated record.
UGGAGCGCUUGUUAUGCGCCACACCAUCACCUGCUAAGGAUGUCCCUGCAUGACGUCUCUGGUGAUGAUCCUAACCUGAAGUUGGAGAGCUGUGUGAACAACCUGUUUCACGGCGCACUCAUUGUGAAUUGGAACAGGGUAUAAAGAUACCUAUAUUUCGCCUCUUCUGUCUCGUAUCCCACUCUAACACUACAAUAUUUGGACUACUUCCAACGUUCUUCAGACAACCACUCAGCUAUCCACAACUUCAACACCGGCGAACGAUCAUCAUGCCUAUCAUGCGCCGAACACACCGCACAGCUCCCCGCACCACCCGAGCCACCCGCACCACUGCCCGCCCAAGCUUGAAAACCCGACUUCUUGGUCCUAAACGGGCAACCCGAAGACCUGUCACUACUACAACCACCACAACCACCACACGCACUACUCGAUCUACCGCAGCUGGCGCUGGAGUUCCAGUCCACCACCAAAAACGCCAUGCCACCAUGGGUGACAAGGUCUCCGGUGCUCUGAUGAAGUUGAGAGGUUCUUUGACACGCCGUCCUGGUUUAAAGGCUGCUGGCACCCGUCGUAUGCAUGGUACUGACGGUCGUAAUUCUCACCAGCGAUACUAAGCUUUUACCUUGUGCUGUUUUCUUUCUUGUAGUCUCCCACAGUGAACUGUACUAUUAGCAUGAGGACGAAGGGAUGACUGCUAUACGAUAACGCACUUAUUGAUACCCAACGCUGUUCAGUCAACUAUACUUUCUCCAUUUAAUGUGUCUGUGAUGUUAUCGCUACGCUCGAGGGCUGUCCCAUGGAUCCCAUACGUUGCCAUCGAGCCCGUUGUUUCUAGAUAACUUAAUCUAUAAUAGGCAAGGGUGUUCGAAA